AUGAUGUCAAGAAGGUUGCAUUCUCUGGCUAAGAAGGACAUAGUGGACUUAGCGUACAGCCAUAUCGGAGGCAAGUUCGCUGGCAAUCACCUCCAUCCAGCCAUCAUUACCUUACAUGGGGUGUUCGGGGCAAAAGCGCACUUCAAACCACUAGCCAAAAGGCUGGCCUCUGAUUUGAAGACCGAUAUCUAUUCUGUGGACUUAAGAAAUCAUGGUGAUUCUCCUAUAGCAAAGCCUUAUGAUUAUAUAACACUCAGCAAAGACAUUGUGCACUUCAUUAAGACCCAAGUGGGAGCUGAGAGACCUGUGCAGAUGAUAGGAUUUUCAUUGGGUGGUAAAGUGUCGUUGAUUUCAACCCUAUCAGAUGAAUGUAACAUUAGAGGGUGUGUUUCUAUAGAUAUUCCACCAUAUGAAACUCCUGUCCUCGAUCCGAUUCUGCUUGAAAACUAUGACACAAUCUUAAAGAUAAUAAACGGCGAAGAUGGUUAUGUCAUAAAGAAAGGUGAAACAAAUUGGAAGCAUAAAGUCCUGAAUAUUUUCAAGGCUAACAAGUGCAAUUGGAACGAAGGGCUGGCCCGCUACUUUGCAGCUGGGUUUGUCAUGAACCCCGUUAACCAUUCUGUAAAAGACGAAUUCCUUGAGUUCAAACAGCCUCUGAAGUUGAUGCCAGAUUUACUGGAUGAAUUGAAAGCAUGGCCAGACAAAGAAGCAUUUGGCGCCAAUGGUUUCAAUUAUCAAACUCAAAAACCGGUUCUGUUUUGUAAAGCUCUUAAAUCGCCAUUCAUCUCCUCUGAUUAUUCCUUAUUGUCUAAACAAUAUCCUAACUGCACCGUUGAAGAGUUUAACACAUCCCAUAACAUUGCACAUGAAGCUGCAGACCGCUUCUACGAAUCCAUUACUUCUUUCUUUAAAAGGUGUGAGUGA
Molecule: messenger RNA, 924 nt
Organism: Kluyveromyces lactis
Lineage: Eukaryota; Fungi; Ascomycota; Saccharomycetes; Saccharomycetales; Saccharomycetaceae
Gene: EAT1
Product: putative hydrolase
Exons: 1
Coding region: 1-924 (307 amino acids)
Cellular component (GO): mitochondrion
Source: RefSeq, a predicted model, not a curated record